UAUUUUCACAACCUCAAAUUGAACACAAAGAAUUCCUCAAACAGAAUUGAACAUAUAAGAAAACAAAAUGAAAAAAAAAUUGAAAUUUUACAAAUGAAAUCGAUCUUGAAAAAACUGAAUCCAAUGAUAGUAGAAGUUGAAAUCAAGUCGAAAACCAAACCUAGGAAACGAUUAUAAGAAAAGAAAGUGUAAAAACCAAAACACACCUACUCAACAUUUUAGAAACAAAAAUCAUCGUGAAAAAAAUGAUGCGAAACAACAAAUUAAAAUCGCACUGAAAGUCAAAAACGAUAAAUAAACUUGAGAAAACAAAAUAAAAAAACAUGAACAUAAAAUUCUGGAAACGAAAUUCAUCGUGAAAAAACUGAAUUGAAACAAAGAACUCUGAAAUGUAAUUGAAAACCAAGAGCAAGAAAAACUGCAAAAUUUUAAACCAACAUUAAUUGAAUGAAAAUGUUACAAAAAAGCAUAAAACUAUUAAAAACGUGUCAAACAAUUUUAAAAAUUUAUUAAAGGUUUUUAAACCAUUGUGAAUCAGAAAAAUGAAAAUACGUGCAAAAGCAUUGAAUUAAAACCCCUCAAAAAGCAUCAAAAUUACUGUAAAAUAGGUAACGAAAAUUGAUGAAAUUGUGAAUACAAAUUUCCAAAAAAUGCUGGAAAAGUUAUAGAAGCGUGUUACAACGACACAAACACAAGCUAAAAAAAGAAUAAAAAAUCAUUAAAAGUUUAAGUAAAUUCAAUAAAAUUUGUCAAAAAUGCUUGAAAAAGUGUUAAAAACGAUGUAAAAAUAAUCAAAAAAGCACAUGGACAAGUUGAGAAAAUGACGUGAAAAAAAAAACUGCAAAAAAUGUAGAAAACAAAGAAAAAAAUAUAAAAAAUGAAGUAUUUCCCUUUCUAAAAAAAAAAAUUGAUCAAAUGUAAUAAAACGAAAAAUGAUAAUUUUGAUAAAAAUGAAUUUGCAAUUAUAACUAAGUACCCAAAUUGAAAAGUAGGUAGACCAAAAAAAGAACAAAAGAAGAAAAUAUUCAAAAAAUGAAUGAAUGACGACAAAGGAAAAAAAUUAUAAGAAAAUGAUUAGCAAAAACAAACAUAAUUAUUUCAUUUAGUUCUUCGUAAGCCACUUUAAGACCAUUUUCCAACAAAAUAUAUGUGCCCUCUCCUAUUUCUGCAAUUUCAGCAUAAUUAAUAUUAUGAUGAAUCCGAAAUACAAUCAUCAGAAUAUUGAGUAGAAUAUAGAAAUUUCAUUAUUUCGUUAGCGUUUAGCCAGUGCCAGUGCUUAGUAAUACAGGUAUAAGGGGCGCCAAGUUCACCCAGAUAGUAUGCAUAUAGGACAUGGUAUACGUAAAUUUUACUUUUUUCAAGAAAAUUUCCUAUAGAUAAUACCACCAAAAUUGUAAAGGAAAAAUUUCUCGCAUUAUUUUAGAGGUCGAGAAAGUAGGUUUUUUGUUGUUUAUUUUGAGCGGCGUAGUUAGAUAAAUAUCUAUAAGAACAUAAAAAAUGAGCACAGGUAAGGAAUAGGCUGAUACUAGUUCAAGUACACGCAAAAUGAGUCAAAGUAAAAGUUAAAGUACACUGAAGUGUAAAGGAACGCGAUAUUGGUAGUAUAAAAGGUUACCUUUCGAACAUUGAUUAUUUUGAAGUUCACAACUAAUGCGUUCAUACCUGAUUGUAAAUAUGGAAAGUCAUAAAAAAGAUAGCCAUUUUAGACCCAAUUUUUAUUUACCUAUUUAUUUUUUUUGAACUGGUCGUUGUUUUUUCGAGUUUCAAGCUUUGCAUACGUAAUCAGAAGCAAUUUCGUUCAUAUUAUACUUGGUCAUGUAUUCAUUACCACGUAGAAUGCGUCGUUUUCAAGUGAUCAUAUUAUUGGUGCUGUUAGUAGCGAUUAAUUUGAAGCAAACAGAGUCAGGACCAUCAAUAUUCGCGAUAUGGCCUUUCGAUCGUACACAGCCAAUAAAUAUAAGAUCCGAUCGCGCCUUCCCAAUUCCGAAACCAAACGCGACAGUAAUUAGAAACGGCGAUGGAACUGGUGAAAAUGCAUUAUUGAUUAAUACAGGAGAAUCGGUUGAAGUGAGACUGCUUGAUAAAAAAACCGAUCUUUCCAUAACUGGACCAGCUAUCGCUAAUUAUUUGUACGUUUACACGAGAACCAUAUUUUACUGGGCUAAAGACGCCACUGGCAGUGCGGGCACACUAAUUGAUGGCAAACAUAGCGCCCCUUUGGAAGUUUUGCAAUUGUACUACAAUACAAAGUAUACUUCGUAUACCAAAUCUUUGGAACAUGGUGACGGUGUAGUCAUCGUGAUAUAUCGUUUCACAGCAGACGCCGAAGAAGAUAACCCGGAAAUUGAACCUUUUCUAGAAAAACUGAAAGAAGUUCGGACACCCGGAAGUACAAUGGUCGAAAUGGAAGAAGAUAAUAUGUGGUACUUGAAAAUUAGUAAUAAAGGAUACUCGUACUUCAUAUAUUCGGGGUCAGUGACCAAUGUAACGGAGAAAGAAACAUACGACUGUGCAAUCACCAUAGUCAUCAGGGAUAUGUUUAGUUUAUCCAAAAACCAAUUCGAGGCAUUUACGAAUAUAGAAAAAGACGAUAAAGGUACGAAACUGAUUACCGAACAGAAAACGUAUAAUGAAACGGACCAUAUAGUUGGAAAAACCGACGAAAAGGUAUUUAUACCCGGCUUAGAGAAAAAUGCGACAAAAUUUCCAUCGUUUCCAUGAAAAGUCGUACCUAUUGAAAAAAUAUCUUCAAAUUCAUAACUUCGGGACAAUUUUACCAAGCUCGUCUACAUUAUUUACAUGGUUACUUUUCCAGACAGAUAUGUUAACAUUAAUUAAGCGAUUAUAGGUAUCUUAUGUAUUUGUAGCUGAAAAAAAUUACCAAAGUAUAUCGUUACACACACCCCACUUCAGUUACUCUAUCGUACAUGAGUUUUAAUUAUACAUCAAGUCAAUAUUACUCAUCCUGCCUAAACGAUCAUUCAACACCCAGGAGGGAAAUGAUACCUGCAACAAAAAAAUAUCACUUGAAAUUAACUCUCCUCGAUGAAAUUCAACUCUAUUUCACAAAACUCUAAAAUUCAUAAAAAUUUAAGUACCAAUCGAAAGUGACAGAUUACGAAUUUUACCUUGAUCAAAUCAUUAAGUAAUAAUAUGUAAGUACAACCUUUAUUAGUGUUUAUGACAAUUACAAACAUUUUUACCACCAUCUUGCCUUUUGUCUGCCUUUUUUCUUCGUUUUGUUAGGGGUACACAACCCUAUUUCUCAUGUCCAUCGACCAUCCCCAAUUCUUGAAACAAGUUGAGUAUUUUUUAAUUUCUGAAAGUUUA
Planococcus citri (citrus mealybug) is the source of this 3330-nucleotide messenger RNA. RefSeq lists its product as uncharacterized. The record is from RefSeq and is a predicted model, not a curated record. Bases 1816 to 2721 code for a protein of 301 amino acids. The transcript is spliced from 6 exons. Lineage: Eukaryota; Metazoa; Arthropoda; Insecta; Hemiptera; Pseudococcidae.